Messenger RNA from Xiphias gladius (swordfish), 826 nucleotides. Its product is annotated as stress response protein NST1-like. Lineage: Eukaryota; Metazoa; Chordata; Actinopteri; Istiophoriformes; Xiphiidae. The transcript is spliced from 3 exons. The record is from RefSeq and is a predicted model, not a curated record. Bases 1 to 804 code for a protein of 267 amino acids.
AUGGCCGGACGAAACAACCCACGAGGAAGGGGCCGUCCAAAUCACAGCAAAGCAGAAGCUCAAAGAUAUUCCAAUGAUGAGCUCACCUCCCACCCUGGGAAAUGUCCCCAAAAGCAGAAAGAACAGAGCCAGCUGAAGGUGAACAAGGUGAAGGAGCAGAUCCACCAGAGCAAAAAUGAAAACCUGCACCUGAAGAAGGAGGAGAAUCUCUCUGACAGGCUCGCAAGCCAGACCGCAAGCCAGCUGAUGAACAUGGGAGAUGAUAACCUCCUGAAUGAGGAAGCUUGGAAGACCAAGUACAACGCUCUGGAGGAGAAGUUCAGAUCGGAGCUCGCCAAGAGAGAAGAGAGUUUUGGCAAAAUACAGGAGGAGAAGAAAGACCUGCUGAAAAUGAUGACUGUACGUGAAGAGGAGAAGAAAGAACUGCACAAGCAGAACAAAGAACUCCAAGAGGAGAAGGAGGAACUGCAGAAAGUGAAUAACGCACUGGAAAUGGAGAAAGAAGAACUGCAGAAAGAGUACAAAGUACUGGAGGAGUUCUGUCUGAAAACACAGAAGAGCCGACAUUUCUGGUUUUGGAAGAAGACAAAAGAGGAGAAGAUCAAGAAAAAGGAAAAAGAGGAGGAGAAGGAGGCACGAAAAGAGAAACAGAAAGCAGAGAAAGCAAAGAAGCAAAGCAAAGAAAAGGAGAAGAUGGAGAAAAAGUGGAGUCGUUGGAGCUGGUUGCACAAGAAAAAGAAGUGUGACAGCGACAGCAAGAUGGAGGAGGCUGCCGGUUUUUCAGCUCAGGCUGGACAACAGUAGCUCCCUCCUCACCCAUUCAUCU